AUGCCGCCACAAGGACCGACGACCGCCGUCACUCGCGAGCCCCACGGCAGCAACGGCGGCGUUGGGCACAGCGAUGACGAUGCGGACCCAGAACGCUCACCCCUCCUCACCUUACCACGCAAAGAAACCCCACUUCCUAUCCGCUCGAUCACCAUCCUCAUGCUGCUCCGCUUCGCCGAGCCCAUCAACUUCACCAUCAUCUUCCCAUUCGUCAACGACAUGGUGUACCGCCUCGGCGCCACACACGACAAAGCCCACGUCGGCUUCUACGCAGGUAUCAUCGAAUCGCUCUUCUCCGUCUCGCAGACCUGCACCAUCCUGUUCUGGGGCAGCCUGUCGGACCGCAUUGGGCGCAAACCGGUGCUGCUGACAGGAUUGGCAGGUGUAGCUUGCUCGGCGGUGCUGUUUGGGCUGAGCCGUUCGUUCACGUGGGCGGUGUUGGCGCGGUCGAUGGCGGGGGCGACCAACGGAAAUGUUGCAAUUGUCAAGAGUGUGAUGGGCGAGUUGACGGACAGCACGAACCAGGCGAAAGCUUUUAGUCUGCUGCCGUUGACCUGGACGAUUGGGUGUCUGAUCGGACCGCUGCUCGGAGGGUAUUUGAGUAGACCGGCAGAACAGUAUCCGAACGUGUUUGGGGCGGACAAGUGGGCCGGACUGGGUGGACUCUGGGUCGAGUUCCCGUACCUGCUGCCGUGUGCGCUGUCGGCCUGCAUUACGAUGUGUAGCAUCACACUGGGGUUUUUCUUCCUGGAGGAGACGCUGCCGGAGAUUGUGGAGCGCAAGAGUUUGCAGAAGCUGCAACUGGAAGGCCGGGCCAACGGUGGCGCUGGCGCAACGGGACAAGGUUACGGAUCUACGGAAAACCGUACCGCUCUAACGGCUGCAAUCGUCCCGAACGGUGAGUCUACAGCAAAUCGCACCGAACCGUCGCGGCGACGCCAAUCGCACGCAAGACGGGCCUCGUCCUCUUCGAUCCGUGUACAAAGCUGGCACUCUGGCUACACUCCGACGGACACCCCGCACCGCACCCCGUCUCCUCCGGCUUCCCCCACCCAACCAGCAACCUCACCCGAACCGCAUGCCACCACGUCCGUCCUGGACCUGCUUUCGAUCAAACAGAUCCAAAAAGUCAUGAUCUCGUACGCCUUUCUCGCGCUCAUCGCCAUCGCGCUCGACUCUGUCUUCGUACUGUACCUGUACGAACCCGUUUCACUCGGCGGAGUCGGCUUCACCUCGAACUCGACGGGGAUUCUGCUCAGCAUCAACGGGCUUGGAGGCGCGCUGGUGCAGCUGUUCCUCUAUCCACCUCUUCAGAAGCGGCUGGGGACGCUGCGGCUGUAUCGGCUGUCGUUUAUGGCCUUUCCGUUGUCGGUGGUCCUGAUGCCUUUGGCGAAUGUUGUUGCGCGCGCGGGGGAGGGCGCUACGGGCAGCGAUGCAGAUUGGUACACGUACGUGGUGUGGGGCUGCCUGGUUGUCAGCACGGCGGUGCGCGUCGUGGGCGGGCUGGCGUUCGUUGCCAACAUGAUCCUCGUCAACCAGUGCUCGGCGCUCACGAGAGCGACGGCGUUGGGCAAGCUCAACAGUUUAGCUCAGAUGAGCAGCAGCUGCACUAGAGCCGUGGGGCCCUACUUCGCGAAUAUACUCUUUGCGUUCAGCGUCACGCGCAACUUGCUCGGUGGACAGUUGGUUUGGUUGAUCUUGGGCGUUGUCGGCAUGAUUGGUCCCCUCGUUUGCAUGCUCAUCGAAGAUCUGGAGGAGCAGUAA
Sporisorium graminicola is the source of this 1764-nucleotide messenger RNA. RefSeq lists its product as uncharacterized. Gene Ontology annotation, biological process: transmembrane transport. NCBI's taxonomy places the organism in Eukaryota, Fungi, Basidiomycota, Ustilaginomycetes, Ustilaginales, Ustilaginaceae. The record is from RefSeq and is a predicted model, not a curated record. The transcript has a single exon. Bases 1 to 1764 code for a protein of 587 amino acids. Gene Ontology annotation, molecular function: transmembrane transporter activity.